AUGCUUAUUAUAUUGUACUCAUGUUCUGCCAUAGAUAUCACUUAUGAUUCAAAUGCUCUCAUCAUCAAUGGAGAAAGGCGUCUUAUUUUUUCAGGAGCAAUCCAUUAUCCUAGAAGCACCGUGGAGAUGUGGCCCGACCUUAUUCAAAAGGCUAAAGAUGGUGGCCUGGAUGCAAUUGAAACUUAUAUAUUUUGGAAUCGUCACGAACCUGUUAGAGGUGAAUAUAAUUUCUCUAAAAAUUUGGAUUUCAUCAAGUUUUUUAAGCUUAUCCAAGAAGCUGGACUAUAUGUCAUCAUGAGGAUUGGCCCUUAUGUAUGUGCGGAAUGGAACUAUGGAGGGUUCCCGUUGUGGCUUCACAAUAUUCCAGGGAUCGGGUUAAGAACCGAUAAUCCAAUUUACAAGAACGAAAUGCAAAUUUUUACCACAAAAAUUGUGAACAUGACAAAAGAAGCAAACUUGUUUGCAUCACAAGGUGGACCCAUUAUUCUAGCUCAAAUUGAGAAUGAAUAUAGAGAUAUCAUGUGGAAUUACAAAGAUGCUGGAAAGGCAUAUGUAAAAUGGUGUGCUCAAAUGGCUCUAUCACAAAAUAUCGGUGUUCCAUGGAUCAUGUGUCAACAACCUGAUGCUCCUCAACCUGUCAUAAAUACUUGCAAUGGAUAUUAUUGUCGUAAUUUUAAACCCAAUAACCCAAAAAGUCCUAAAAUGUUCACUGAAAAUUGGAUUGGUUGGUUUCAAAAAUGGGGGGAAAGGGUUCCCCAUAGAAGUGCUGAAGAUUCAGCUUACUCUGUUGCACGUUUUUUUCAAGAUGGUGGUGUAUUAAACAAUUACAUCAUGUACCAUGGAGGAACCAACUUUGGACGCACAUCAGGUGGACCGUAUAUAACCACGUCGUAUGACUAUGAUGCCCCAAUUGACGAGUAUGGGAAUUUGAACCAGCCAAAAUGGGGACAUCUUAAGCAUCUUCAUUCAGCAAUAAAAUUAUGUGAAAAUGUUCUUACAAGUUAUAGUGCAAGGAACGACACGGAUCUUGGUAAUGGAAUCACACUAACAACAUACACUAAUUCCACUGGAGCUAGAUUUUGUUUCUUGAGUAAUAAUGACGCUAAUAAAGAUGCAAAUAUUGACUUACACAGUGAUGGUAAAUACUUUGUUCCUGCUUGGUCUGUCAGUGUUCUUAAUGGUUGCAAUAAAGAAAUUUUCAAUACUGCAAAGGUUAAUAGUCAAACCUCAAUAAUGGUGAAAAAGAGCGAUGAUAAAAGUUCUACUAAGCUCACUUGGGAAUGGAAAAUGGAGCCAAAGAAAGACACCAUGCAUGGAAAGGGAAAUAUUAAAGCACACCAGCUUUUGGAGCAGAAAGAACUAACAUUGGAUGCUAGUGACUAUUUAUGGUACAUGACUAGUGUUGAUAUCAACGACACUUCUAUUUGGAGCAAUGCAACUCUUCGUGUGUACACUAUGGGUCAUACACUUCAUGGUUAUGUUAAUAGGAGUGCCACCGUUGGGCUUGCAAAUUAUGGUGCUUGGUUUGAUGAGAUAAAAACUGGCAUACCAGGUGGUCCUGUUCAAUUGAUUGGAAAUAAUAAUGUGACUAUGGAUUUGUCAACCAACCCUUGGUCUUAUAAGGUUGGUUUAAAUGGUGAGAGAAAACAUCUAUAUGAUUUGCAACCACACGUAAGUGUGUCAUGGAACAAUAAUUCAUCUUAUAUUCCUAUCGGAAAGCCCAUGACUUGGUAUAAGUCUGAGUUUAAAUCUCCUUUGGGAACAAACCCUGUUGUGGUUGACCUGCAAGGAUUAGGUAAAGGCCAUGCCUGGGUGAAUGGCCAUAGCAUUGGUCGUUAUUGGCCUUCUAUGAUUACAGAUGCAAAUGGAUGCAGCAACACAUGUGAUUAUCGUGGGAACUAUGUAAAGGAAAAAUGCAACACCAAUUGCGGAAGUCCAUCACAAAGGUGGUACCAUGUGCCAAGGUCAUUCUUGAACGAUCACAUGAACACAUUGGUUUUGUUUGAAGAAAUUGGUGGAAAUCCUCAAAGUGUUCAAUUCCAAACCGUAACAACGGGAACUAUUUGUGCUAACGUAUAUGAAGGUUCCCAGUUAGAACUAUCAUGCCAAAAUGGACAAGUAAUCUCACAAAUACAAUUUGCUAGUUUUGGAAAUCCAGAAGGUCAAUGUGGAUCUUUUAAAAUAGGUUCAUGGGAAGCUACAUUAUAG
This is a messenger RNA of Vicia faba (fava bean), 2208 nucleotides long. Lineage: Eukaryota; Viridiplantae; Streptophyta; Magnoliopsida; Fabales; Fabaceae. The record is from the annotation of a GenBank genome assembly.